AUGGCAUCUUCAGUCGCCACGGCCGCGGCAACUCACUUCGCCUCGCUAUCAGCUCGACCGCCUACACCCCCCCGCGAAACGAACCGCGCUCGCCAGGCAGCCAACGGGUCGGCACCUUCGACCAGAUCUGCGCCCUUCGACCCUCGACUAAGCCUCCAGACACCCCCGAAUGCCGCCUCCGCAUCGUCGGCUAUAACUGAACCCAACACUGGCUCUGGUCGGACGAGGAAAAAGGUUGAGUGGUCUGCCCAUACACAGUACAAGGAACCUGCCCAACCCACAGAAGGAUCCCAGCUGGCCAAGCCUUCACCAACGGCUUCCGCGACACCGUCGUCGGCGUCGAGGCCCAUCAAGGGCAUUCUCAAACCGUCCCCUUCUCCUAGCCCAUUUGCCAAUUCUUUGAACGGAGAGGUCAUUGGAGACGUGCUUCAAGUCAAUAUCAUCGAUAUGCUGGACUCGACAAUCAAGCAGCUUGCCGGCUCCGACCGUGACUCGAAGCUCGAUGCGUACAUGAUGCUUACACGUGCACUCAAAGCAUCCAACAACUUGCCCGAUCGUGUUGCUCUCCAGGACAAAAUGAGCUUGUUUAUGCAGUUCAUUCAGCGCGAUAUCACGGCCAAGAAUGUCAACGACACACCCGAUACUUCGCUCAUCAACCACGCCCUUGGUCUCGUCGCCACCUUCCUACACUUCCCCGCCAUCGCCUCGACACUGACCUCGGAUUUUGGAAUAUUCAUCAUUGACCACGCUGUUCGUAGCUUCGAAGAUGCCUCAACACCGAAAAAGGACGUCAUCCGUCAUAUGAUGCAGGUGGUGGCCUUCCAAAACUUCCCACCGAAGGUCAUGACCUCUGACCGUGUUGGACGUCUGAUUACCUCAUUACACAAGAUUGAAAACCACCUUACUGGGAAGAGCAUCAUAAUGAGCAGAAUACACAUUUACAAGCGUCUCAUCAAACAAGCGCCAAAACACAUGAGUGUAUAUUCUGACUGGCUACAAGACAUGUUUACAGACAUGCUCAGUAAUGUCAAAGACAUUAGAUCACAGGCAAUUAGUCUUGGCAAUGAAGCUGGGUUCAGCUUACGAUCCGAUAAACUGUUGAUGCGAAGAGCGACCGAGAUCCUGCAAGCGAAUAGCGAAGAUGAGGCGUACAUUCAGUUCUACAUCUCAAGACUAGAGGAGAUGAUCAAGGAUAUACAAACAUCAUCCGCUGUCCCACAAAUAUGGAGUGUCGUCAACUUGUUUCUCAAAUGUCCUCUCGAGAAAUGGCAAUACUACGCUCCAUGGUUGACCCUCGUGCAGUCGGCAUUCAACAUGCCGGAUAGCUUGACGAAACAGGAGGCCAACUUUGCCUGGAACAGGUACAUCUACCUGUCUCUUACUGACAGCAAAGUUUCCCCCAAAGUGCUUGGAACGCUUUGCCAGCCACUCUCCAGUCAACUUCGACGAAAAAACCUUCUAAGGCAGCGUGAAGGAGCCACCAAGUUGAAACGCAUUGUUCUAGGUGGAGUUUGCAAUCUCUAUUACUAUGCUCUUGCUCCAGGAAACGACAAAUAUCCCGCCGAUAUUAUAUGGAAUUUCACCAUGCUUCCGAUCAUGAACUUGCUCAUCAGUAUUGAUGACAGUCCUUGGAUUCUAGCUGACAGUGUCAUGCAAGCAUCACAUCUCCUUGUCGGCUUACUGGAUAUUGCGACACCCCGAGUCUGGAGACAUGACCGUAUAAUGGACCUCCCUCCGGCCAAGGCCGAUGAACUACCACCCCUCGACUCGAAAUGGGUACGAAGGAACUGUGAAAAAGUGCUUCGGCCCGUGAGCGCAAUCCUCGAAAAGAAAUUCCUCGACUUGGCUAAUAAAGAGAGCUUGGCAUACCGACUCUGGCAGGUACUUGUUGGCUCAAUUGCCUCAGCCUCUGCUAAGGAUAUUAAGGUGUCAGACGACACUGCCAAGUUCAUUGCCUGCAUUUUCAGCUUCAUUGCAAAGACUUGGUCAACGGGUGUGCGAGGAGCAGACCAGACAACCAAUGGGAAGUUUUUGGGGGCUAUGGAGAAUCUCGUUGCAAUCCUCGUACAAGGAUUGAGUGUACUGCCUUUCAUGGAGAAGAAGCUGUCAAUGACGUCAAACUCAUUCGAAUCCAUGUUGACGCCAUCUCAUCGCAACGAUCAACCUGAUAGUACACAAGGUGUAUCGCGAACUCCGGUUCUACAUCUUUUCCACAUGUUCUCUUCACUCCCUCCCGGCGUCAAGGACGACGAAGCAUUCAGCACAUUUUUCUCUGCGAUAUUCCAGCCCUUCUUCAAAGACCGACCUCGCAAAGCUAGCCUCGAACUCGCCAGAGAACUACUGCAACAGCUUCCUCGAAACUCAGGGACUCCAUCUGCGCCCUGGAUACUUGCCUCGCAGAACCUAACUCCGCUUCUUAGCGGCUCCUCGGAUGUACCGACCUCCAGUAUCUCUAGCAGCGAGCACCUUCUUGGUCCAGUGUACCGUGAACUUGUUUCUCUGCUAGACAGAGGGCUCAUGUCGCAUCCAAACUUGCCAUUCGUUCAAUGGAAGUCGCUUUUUAGUAAACUUUGCGAACACACGAAGUCCCAAACUGGAGACGCUGGCCUUGCUUUGGCCGUUGUUGAACCGCUGGCCAAAGCUCUGACCGACUCUGUACUUCUCAAGACAUGUUCACUUCAGCCGCAACAGCCAGGCAUCGCUUUUCAGGCCGUGUCGGCUCUCUUUGACGUUGCGCAUAUGCCACGAGAUGCCCACGCCGUGGAAGCUGCUCGGCGCAGAAUGUGGGGAACGGCUUUAACGAUAGCCAAGAGCAACUCAGCUGAUCUUUAUGGGCAUCUUUACAAGCUAGGAAACAACUGCCUCGACUGGCUCUACUCAUCAUCUGCCGGGGCCUUGCGAGGUGAGAAUACCAUUCGACUUCUUCAGUCUGUCACUGGAUUCUUGACUCGCUCAGGUGCUGCUCAAGGGCUCAAGCUUCUGAAUAAGCUACAACAAGGCAUCUGCGUUUGGAUUCUGGAUAGAGACUCACUUCUCGGACUCGAGGGAAGUGAAGCCGUCCUCGAAGCUGUGCAAAAUCUUUGGGACCAGGCUUGCGCUAUCAUUACUGGCAACGGCUCGCUGAGCAAGGCUCAAUUCGAUGAUGCCGAGACGCUCUUGAAAACGGCUUUCAUGAGCAAGCAAACAUAUAUUGUCCAGAAGGCCGCAGAUGCAUGGAACAAACUCGUUAAGGACGAGGAUAGCGUGAAUUGUUCGGACAGUCUCAAAUCUGUUGUGUCUUCGUUGCGCCUCAAGCUGGAUAUUACACUCCCGGGCUCAGAAGCUGAGGGUUUCGGCGCCCAAUCCGGCCGCGGUAGAGAUGACAUUAGUUUUGUUGCUCUCUCCUCAAUGUCAUCUCACCAAGACGGACAGCAAGGGCCGAAUAGCACGGCCGGCUCCUCUACACCCUCUCUACGAAGAACCUCUUCAAGGAAGCGUCGUUCUGAGGUUGUGCCCGAACCUACCAAGUCCAAGCGAUCGAGGCUGUCAGCCACGCCAAAACGCCUGCGACACGACGACUCCCAAAUUACUUUUGCCCCCAUUGCGUCUUCAUCCCCUGUCGUAGAAGAAUCGCAGCAUCUUACUGAACGACAAAAACAAGUUCGCGAACGCCAGCGCGAGGAAACCAAUCUCUACCCCGAACUGCAGAACCCGUCUGCCGGCGCGUCAGGGGACGAGAAGAAGACGGGCACACCCCAAGCCAAAACAAAUUCGAAGCAGAAGGGCACACCGCAAAGGGAAGAAAAGUAUGGCAAACAUAUCACAUCUACACCCACCCCGAGACGUGGUCAAGUCAUCCAACUUGAUGAUUUCAACGAUCCCCCAUCAUCCCCCCCACUGCCACGGCCAUGUCCUCUACUAUCAGAGCUCAAGUCUCGAUCGAGGUUGGACAAGUCCAUGGAAACAUGGGAAUUUUCAUCGCCGCCUGGAUCUCCGGCUGCCAACGAAACCGGUAGCGCAGUGUCUGAAACGUACACCAAUGCUUUGUCCGAGCUUCAACAACCAGCUGUUGGCAUGGUGACUAGAAGUCGCCGCCGCGGGAGUGUCAUGCAGGAUGAGCCAAUCAAGGUGAUUCCAUCCAGCAUUGACGUGGAGGACAAAGAUGAAGAAGACGCAAAACGCGAACCCAGAGACCACCGGAAAGCCCGCUCUCGAAGCGAGAAGUCGCGCAGUUCAGAUUCUGCGUCAGCACACCAACUCGCCACGGAAAUAAGCCCCGAAAAACCCAAAUCGAAGCGGGCGCAGCAAGAAGCAGAGCCUAUAGAAGAGCUCGCCUCGGGCGAGGCCACUGGUGUCAGCAAGCCAUCUCGGACACGCAAGUCGUUGCGCGGUAAGGCUGCAGCAACCGAGUCAGCCAGGAACAUGACACUAGAGAUUGCCACUCCUAGCUCACCGCCUGAGGACUUGCGUAUCCUAAUACCUUCUUCGCCUGUUGUGCCGUCUACACCCGCUGACCAGGCGGAGAACGAUCCGACCAGCGAGUCAAAGAAGCGCAAGCGGAAGCGGUCCAAGAACUCCAGCGCCGGCAGUACGCUCACAAAGCGAGCAACUAGGUUCGAGCCUGAUUCUGACCCUGAGUCGGUCGUUCAAGACAGCAACAUGCCGGCUGCUGAGGACGAGUUGGAAGAGCCACAAUCGCUGCCAGAGCUGAAAAACACAGAAGAGAAGGACUCUACAUCAAAGGACAACCGAAAGAGGGCAAAACAGCAGCACGGGCCUGCUGAGAUAUCACCUCUGAAGCGCCGCACUCGCAGCCGAAGCAGAGCCAGAAACAAGCGCAAGAGCAGCGUGCCUAAGCCCUCCAAGGAAGGCGUAGACACGGAUGAGGAAAUCAUGUCGCAACUCGUGACCGAGGCAACCGCUGCUACUGUCAGCCAGCUAAAGACAAAGGACGCCGAGAUACUGAAUGUACCAUCGGAGGCUCCUGAAGCGACUAACAAGCCGGUCCUCAUACAAACAAGCGGGUCUUCCAUAAUGGAUACGCUUCGGAAGGGGCUUGCCCAGCUCCGCACGACGACGCUGUCCCGCGACGAGGUGGAAAAGAUGGAAGAGAUGAUUCUGGACAUUAAGCGCGAGACAUAUGAGGCAGAAUAUCGUGGAAGAAGGAGCGAGUGA
Messenger RNA from Beauveria bassiana ARSEF 2860, 5154 nucleotides. RefSeq names its product telomere length regulator protein (Rif1), putative. Gene Ontology annotation, biological process: telomere maintenance. The coding region runs from base 1 to 5154 and encodes 1717 amino acids. The record is from RefSeq and is a predicted model, not a curated record. Gene Ontology annotation, cellular component: nucleus. Lineage: Eukaryota; Fungi; Ascomycota; Sordariomycetes; Hypocreales; Cordycipitaceae. The transcript has a single exon.